This is a messenger RNA of Pelmatolapia mariae (spotted tilapia), 1773 nucleotides long. It is a transcript of the gene prf1.3, whose product is annotated as perforin 1.3. NCBI's taxonomy places the organism in Eukaryota, Metazoa, Chordata, Actinopteri, Cichliformes, Cichlidae. The record is from RefSeq and is a predicted model, not a curated record. The transcript is spliced from 8 exons. Gene Ontology annotation, molecular function: wide pore channel activity; pore-forming activity; calcium ion binding. Bases 1 to 1773 code for a protein of 590 amino acids. Gene Ontology annotation, cellular component: membrane. Gene Ontology annotation, biological process: T cell mediated cytotoxicity; immunological synapse formation; defense response to virus.
AUGUCGGAGCUUCAGUUUAAUCUGAGCAGGAAGAAGCUCUUUCACUUCCGGCCUCAGAUCCAUGAAAACGCUCUUAAACACGUCGCGAGCCCCAUCGUAGCAGAGCCACUGUAUGGAAGCUCAUUCGUGACGAGAUUUUUCGAGCCUGCGAUGCUGUCCUCCUUCCUCCUCCUCGUCUUCCUCCCUCUCCGUCUGGGGUGUCAGACCAGCUCGUUCACCGAGUGUCAGAAGGUUCCCUUCGUGCCGGGUCACAAUCUGGUCGGCGAGGGUUUCGAUGUGGUGAAGCUGCAGACCAGCGGGGCCCUUGUGGUCAACGUGAAGGACUACAUGGUGGGGGGCGCUCAGGGGAACUGCACCGUGUGCCACAACCGCCUCCUCAACCAGAUCCAGAAGCUGCCCGUUUCAGUGCUCGACUGGCGCAUCAAGGUGCAGUGCGAGCACAGCCUCAGCAGCAAGCUCUUUGAGUCCAGCCAGUCAGUGAUGAAGGAGAGGAGUUCAUCGCUGGGAGUCAGCUGGAAGGUGGGCCUCGGCAUUAAGGGAAUUGCUGGUGUCGCCAUUGGAGGAUCUCACUCCAUGUCAUCAACGUUUGCAGAGUCUCGCAGCCGGAGUGAUAAGUUUAGCUUCACUAGCCACGAAUUCAAAUGCAAAUACUACACCUUCCGUCUUCACUCCCGUCCCCCACUGAGCAAAGAGUUUGAGGUGUCCCUGAAGAACCUUCCCUCCACCUAUGAUCACAAAAACACCUCCGCCUUCCGUCAGUUUAUCUCCAUCUACGGGACCCACUUUAUCCGCAGAGUUCAACUCGGGGGUCGGGUUCACUCCAUGACCGCAAUCCGAACCUGCCAAACCUCCAUGUCUGGACUGUCAAUCCAGGCUGUCAGCACCUGUCUGUCCGCUGAAGCCAGCGCAACCAUUAAGGGCAUCCCUGUUCACGCCUCCAGUGAGUUCUGCCGCCGGAAGAGCAAGAGCCUUAAAACGGCUUCAACCUUCAGUGCGGCCUUCUCCGACAGGAAGACCAAGGUGCUGGGCGGAGAUGGGGGUAUAACAGACAUCCUGUUCAAUCCCAAAGGGUCUGAGGGGUAUAAGAAAUGGCUUGCGUCUCUGAAGAGUGUCCCAGGAGUGGUUUCCUACCAGAUCAGCCCUCUGCACUUAUUGAUAAGAGGCAAUCCCAUCCUAAAGGUCAACCUGCGAGACGCCAUCAGUGACUACAUUCUCACAAGCGCCAAGCCGCUCCACUGCCCCGCCAACUGCAAGAUUGGCCACCGGAAGCAGAACUGUGCGUGCCAGUGUCAAGGUCAUCGAAUGGUUGACUCCCAUUGCUGUCCUGCCGCGGCAGGUGUAGCUCAGAUGAACGUGACGGUGGUCCGAGCUGAGGCACUGUGGGGCGACUAUUUCAGCAAGACAGACGGAUAUGUUAAAGUCUUCUACAACAACCAAGGAGGCACGACGCCAGUGAUCUGGAACAACAACUUCCCCCAAUGGAACUACCUCUUUACUUUUGGAAGCAUCAACCUCAAAGAACGAAAACCCGUUGUUUUCGAGGUUUGGGAUCGGGACAGCAUCUGGGACGAUGACCUGCUGGGGAAAGUGUCUGUCAUGCCCACGAUGGGUCGAAACAUCAACAAGAAGUUCAAGCUGAAGCACGGCUCCGUGCUGGUCCGCCUGUCUGUUGUGUGCGGUCCCAGCCUGGAGGGGUCGCUGUGCGAGCGCUACAUCCCCUCGCCUACCUACCAGGACGUGAUGGGAUAUGCGAAGAACCACCAGGGUUACUGA